Molecule: messenger RNA, 2505 nt
Organism: Metarhizium acridum CQMa 102
Lineage: Eukaryota; Fungi; Ascomycota; Sordariomycetes; Hypocreales; Clavicipitaceae
Source: RefSeq, a predicted model, not a curated record
AUGCGGCUACUGCAACGUGACGAGGCAGGCAACCUUAGCCUUACCCCAGACCUCUCCUCUGACCAUGUUCCCCCUUACGCGAUCCUUUCCCACACCUGGGGACCGGACGAGGUCAUUUUCGCGGAUCUGGCCAAGGUGCCGGGUGGUUGGCAGCGCAAAGCCGGUUACCGCAAGAUUGAGUUCUGCGCUGAGCAGGCGAGACGACACGGCUUGCAAUUCUUCUGGGUCGACACUUGCUGUAUCGACAAAUCUGACGGCAUCGAGCUUCAGACUGCGAUCAAUAGCAUGUUUCGGUGGUAUCGCGAUGCAAAAAGAUGCUACGUCUACCUGUCCGAUGUCUCUAGCCCUAUAGUCUUCGGUCGACAGAAGAGCAUGAUGCCGUGGGAUGAUGCGUUUCGACAGAGUAGAUGGUUCACUCGUGGGUGGACGCUGCAGGAGCUCAUCGCCCCGAAAACAGUCGAUUUCUAUUCCAAACAAGGGGCUUGGCUAGGCGACAAGCAGUCAUUAGAGCCUGCGAUACGCGAUAUUACAGGCAUUCCUGCGAGUGCUCUACGUGGUACACCCUUGUCCGACUUCCCCGUCUCAGAACGUGAGGCGUGGGCACGCGACCGUCAAACCAAAUACGAGGAGGACAUGGCGUACUCGCUUCUUGGUAUAUUUGAUGUUCACAUGCCGCUAAUUUAUGGCGAGGGGCGAGAAAAAGCACAGAGACGGCUGCGGGAAGAGGUCCAGAAAGCAAUCAAGGCGUUAGGGACACGAACCAUUGAUUUCUCUGUGGCCUUUAGCCUGUCUGAAGUUCCCGAGAUCCAAAAUUUUGUGGCACGAGAAACGGAAAUUACAGAGAUACGCAGAACACUGAGCUCAGAUGGAAGCCGUCGCGUUGUUAUCCUCCACGGUCUCGGCGGCAUUGGCAAGACACAGCUUGCCGUAGCAUACACAAAGCGAUAUCGAGAUGAAUAUUCCGCGAUAUUCUGGUUCAACAUUAAAGACGAAGAGUCUAUUCAACAGAGCUUCACUAAAGUCGCGAGGCAGAUUUUGCAACAGCACCCUAAUGCUAGCCGCCUCAAUGUACUAGACCUACAUGAAAGUCACAACGAGGUAGUCGAAGCUGUUAAAAUAUGGCUCAGCUUGCCAGGCAACACCAGGUGGCUUAUUAUAUACGACAACUACGAUAACCCGAGAUUGACUGACGGCACGCAUGACAAGGGAAUCGAUAUCAAUCGCUUUAUUCCUACGGCGCACCAAGGCUCAAUUGUCAUCACGACGCGAUUGUCAAAAGUCGAUAUAGGGCAUCCGAUUCGAAUAAGGAAGCUGGAAUCGAUGGACGACAGUCUCAAGAUCCUAUCAUUGACCUCGUGUCGAGAUGGCUUGCACGAUGACAUAGAUGCUAAGAAGCUUGUAGAGAAGCUGGAUGGGCUUCCGCUUGCCCUUGCCACGGCUGGAGCGUACCUGAGGCGUGUUUCAACCAGCUUGGGUGACUACCUGCGCCUUUACGAGACAUCAUGGGCGAGACUUCACACAAGCACUCCAAGCCUAGGUUCUUACGGAGAUCGCACAUUAUGCUCCACGUGGCAAGUCUCAUACCAACAAGUCCAGGAACAAAACCCUCUUGCAGCUUAUUUGCUCCGAUGGUGGGCCUACUUUAGCAACGAGGACAUAUGGCUCGAACUUCUCCAGCCCAACGGUGAAGACGGCCCAGCGUGGAUGUACGACCUAGCUAAUGAGCUGAAGUUUCAUUGCGCGAUGGGAAUACUACAUGACUACGGAUUUGUCGAGCCGCACCCCGCCAGUGUAGAUCAGAUCGAAUCAAGGGGAUACAGUAUUCAUGGCUGCUUGCACUCUUGGACCAUUCAUAUAUUAAAUCAAGAGUGGGAUAACCAUCUAGACGACCCUCAAUUCUGGCCCCUUCAAAGGCGACUUCUGCCACACGCAAUGAUGUCUUGUGCCAGAAUCCAAUACAGUGGUGAAGAAUUGGGUUGGGCCUUUUACAACCUAGGUCUCCUUUUCUCGGAGCUAGGCAGGCUGCAAGAGGCUGAGGACAUGUACCUAAGAGCGCUCCGAGGCAUAGGGUGUCUUUAUAAAAACCAAGGAAAGCUACAAGAGGCCGAGGAGAUGUACUCCAGAGCUCUCCGAGGGCAUGAGAAGGCAAGGGGACCAGAUCACACCUCCACGCUAGACACGAUUAAUAACCUAGGGACUCUCUACGCGGACCAAGGCAAGCUGCAAAAGGCCGAGAGGAUGUACUUAAGAGCUCUCCGAGGGCUGGAGAAGGCAAGGGGACCAAAUCACACGUCAACGCUACACAUAGUUAAUAACCUGGGUCUCCUUUACGCGGGCCAAGGCAAGCGACAAGAGGCCGAGGAGAUGUACUUACGGGCGCUUCACGGAUACGCCGAGGCCAACACCACACAAGCCCGGGAGAACAGCGAGAAGCCACCUAUAAAACACUACCUCAGCAGUCACCUUGUUAGAGAACAACACAACUUUCUGCACACACUUUGCUAG